UUCUUAUUAAAUGCUUAGGCAAAUACCGUCUUUUUUCGUUGUCGGUAACUACUCUCGGAUAGAGCUUGCGAUUGGAUCUCAGUUUAGUCCCCUCCCCUCCCUUUCUCUUGUUCAUCCUCAAGACCCUCGACAAAAUUUGACCGAGGGCAUCAUGUCCUCAGUCAAAGCCUCUGGGAACAAACGACGCCUAUUGCUUGUUACCCAGCAUGGGCCCCGCCCGGGAAAGCGAUGCAUUUAUUUGUUACCCGAGUCCCGAGCUCCCAGGACGAGCACCAGAAAAAAAAGAAAAAAAAAAACCUCCUUAAAUCCUUAUCGGUUAUCGCAGCUCCAGCAGUCUCGAGGCCCUGGCCGCUCAUUGGCCAACGCCGACCGGGGAAAGCUUUCCAUCUGCGCAAUCGCUACAGGUAAGAGGGAAAGCCGACCUUUGUCAAAGAAAUUUCACCGUCAUCGUCAAUCAACCAACCCAUCACUCGUCCAUUUACGAACCUCACGACCGCAUCCAAUACAAACACACCAAAAGACACACAUCGAACCCACGGUAUCUAAGAUGGACGCGUGAGUCGAUGCCACCCUCCCGGGGGGGGAAUCUCGAACUAGAGAUGAACAACACUGGGGAGAGAAAUGGCAUAGCUGACGCGCAUCUCAUCUCCAAAACAGCCUUACCAAGACCGAGGAGGCCCAGCUCCAGCAGAGACUCCAGAAGCGCCAGGUCAAGGAGUUCAUGAACGUACGUUGUUCCGUAUUGUCCCAUCGUCGUGGCCUCUCCCAUAGCCCCCCUUCACCCCCCCCCGGAGUUUCCGUCCUUCAAUCUUGUCCCAAUCGAAUCCCCUUCGAUGAAAUCCAAGGCCUUCCGCUGACGUAUCUGCCAUCUCUCGCCCAACAGCUCUUCGGCAACCUCGUCGACCA
This is a messenger RNA of Colletotrichum navitas, 906 nucleotides long. RefSeq lists its product as uncharacterized. The record is from RefSeq and is a predicted model, not a curated record. NCBI's taxonomy places the organism in Eukaryota, Fungi, Ascomycota, Sordariomycetes, Glomerellales, Glomerellaceae. The transcript has a single exon. The coding region runs from base 11 to 559 and encodes 182 amino acids.